This is a messenger RNA of Euleptes europaea (tarantolino), 1019 nucleotides long. Its product is annotated as intelectin-1b-like. Bases 3 to 1013 code for a protein of 336 amino acids. Gene Ontology annotation, molecular function: oligosaccharide binding. The transcript is spliced from 7 exons. Lineage: Eukaryota; Metazoa; Chordata; Lepidosauria; Squamata; Sphaerodactylidae. The record is from RefSeq and is a predicted model, not a curated record.
AAAUGAGGGGAUUCCUGGUCAUCCUGCUGUGUGUGGUUGUGUUCCCAAAAGGCCAAUGGUGCGGUAACAAUGGCUGCGUGACCUCGUUGAAACGGGACAUUCUCAGAUUGUUGGUUAAGUGGGAAGAUGCUACUUGUUUCCAGAACGAUCAGGGCCUGCCCCCGAACCUGCUCCAGACUCUGCCUCGAAGCUGCAAGGAAAUCAAAACAGCGCUAGAAGGAGCCACAGAUGGCCUGUAUUACCUGGCCACGGAAGAGGGUGAGGUCUAUCAAACCUUCUGCGACAUGACCACCAAUGGGGGUGGCUGGACUCUGGUGGCCAGCAUCCAUGAGAACAACAUCUAUGGGGACUGCACUCAGGGAGACCGUUGGUCUAGCCAACAAGGGAACCUAAAAGACUUCCCCCAGGGGGACGGCAACUGGGCUAACAAUGCGACUUUCGGGUCUGCCAUGGCCUCAACUAGCGAUGAUUUCAAGAAUCCUGGCUAUUAUGACCUUGAAGCACUGGAUCUGGCCAUCUGGCAUGUCCCCAACAACACCCCCAUGAAGGAGUGGAGGAAUGCUGCCUUCUUGCGGUAUCACACCGAGACAGGCUUCUUGAAUGCCGAAGGGGGGAACCUUCUUAGACUCUACCAGAAAUACCCAGUAACGUUUGGAAUUGGCACCUGCCCAAAUGACAACGGCCCAGCCGUACCAGUUUUCUAUGACUAUGGUAAUGUCGAGCAGACAUCUUUCUUUUACUCACCAAAUGCUCGAGCUCAGUUUGAACCUGGCUUCAUUCAGUUCCGGGUGUUUAGUACCGAAAAAGCAGCCAUGGCUCUGUGUGCUGGGGUUAAAGUGACCGGAUGCAACCCAGAACAUACCUGUGUCGGUGGAGGAGGGUAUUUUCCAAAAGAUUCUCCAUCGCAAUGUGGCGACUACACUGCCUUCGACAAGAAUGGCUAUGGGUCUCACAGUAGCUGGAGUGUUUCCAAACAAUUAUUGGAAUCUGCAAUGCUGAUCUUUUACCACUGAUUGUAA